Salvelinus namaycush (lake trout) is the source of this 3690-nucleotide messenger RNA. Its product is annotated as NEDD4-binding protein 2-like 1. Gene Ontology annotation, cellular component: nucleus. The transcript is spliced from 6 exons. Gene Ontology annotation, molecular function: transcription corepressor activity. The record is from RefSeq and is a predicted model, not a curated record. Lineage: Eukaryota; Metazoa; Chordata; Actinopteri; Salmoniformes; Salmonidae. Gene Ontology annotation, biological process: negative regulation of transcription by RNA polymerase II. The coding region runs from base 313 to 771 and encodes 152 amino acids.
UGGCGUGACAGGAAAGUACCACGGUUUCCUGCGGUUGGGUCGGUAAGCAACUAUUGGGUGAUCAGUAGGCUAUUCUAGUAGACGUUACUAUAAAGACAGACGUUGGAGCUCUCGACCAGUCAACGGUGUUACCAUCAGAAAGGUAUAAUCAAUUGGAUAUAAGGAUUAUUAUAAAGUAGUUGUGACGGUGAAAGAACUGAAAAUGGGGAGAAAGAGGACAAGGCAUAUCAUAAUUCUCAGAGGACUCCCCGGAUCAGGGAAGUCAACUCGGGCAAGAUGUUGAGUGUGAGUGUGUGUGUUCUGUCUGAGUAGAUGUUGAGUGUGAGUGUGUGUGUCUACAGGGAUAUCUUGAAGGAGUAUGGGUCUGGAGAAGCCUUCAGCACAGACGACUACUUCAGGGAGAACGAGAAGAUGGUUGGGUUCCACAAGAAAUACCUGCAAGAAGCUCAUGAAUGGAACCGUAACAGAGUUCUUCAAGCCAUCAGAGGAAAAGUCCAUCCGAUCGUGAUUGACAACACCAAUAUGUAUAAAUGGGAGAUGUGGCCUUAUGUCCGAAUGGCGUUUCGCCGUGGCUACUGGAUUGAGUUUGAGGACCUCCCUGUCAUUCCGUUAGAGAUUCUCGACAGACGGUGUCCUCAGAUCUCCAUGGAGGUGUUAGAGAGGAUGAACGAAGGUUAUGAGCCCGUAAAGAAGAUAUGGGACGUCAUCUAUGAUUACAAUUCUAAAGAGAGGUGGAUGCCAAACCCAGAGAGACUGCAGAACCACUGGUGAUCUGGAGACCAAUACAAUGUUUUUGUGUGAGUGUGUGUGUGUGUGUGUGUGUGUGUGUGUGUGUGUGUGUGUGUGUGUGUGUGUGUGUGUGGAUUGGUUGGUGCUUCUAUCCUUAUGGGGACCUAAAAAUCCCUGAAUGUCCCCACAAGGAUAGUAACACAAGGAAAACUACAUUUCCCACAUCCCCAUGAGGACAAUGGCUAUUUUAAGCUUAGGGUUUAGGUUAAGUGUUAGGUUUAGGGUAAGGGGUUAGGGAAAAUAGGAUUUUGAAUGGAAAUUAAUUUUAGGUCCCCACGAACAUGUGUGUGAUACUAUCCUUGUGGGUACUGCAAUCCCCCAAAGUCCCCACAAGGAUCGUAAAACAAGGAACAUUCUCCCACAUGGGCACAUUUCCCACGUGCCCACAAGGACAUUGGCUGUUUUAGGGUAAGGAGGUAGGUUUAGGGUGAGGGAUGUGUGUGUGUGUGUGUGUGUGUGUGUGUGUGUGUGUGUGUGUGUGUGUGUGUGUGUGUGUGUGUGUGUGUGUGUGUGUGUGUGUGUGUGUGUGUGUGUGUGUGUGUGUGUGUGUGUGGUGACUAUACCUGUGAGAUGAUACAACUCAGGAGACCACGAGGGGUCUGACCUCACACCCUAGUUCCCUUAUAGUACCCUGGUACUUUGGUAAUGUCACCUAAAUGGUGCUGUCUGAAUUGUCAACGAGGUGUUUCUCCAGGUUGGAUAGAAUAUAUUCCUCAUGUCAGAACAUGAAGGACCCUGAGAUGGGAAGUUUCGUUCACAUUUUCCUUUAAGGGCUCGACUCAAUCCGUAUCGCAGAAGUUCGGUGCUAUAGACACCUGAAGCUUUUGCCAGUCUCCUCGAACAUGGGAACAUUGCCUGUACAUUUCAAUGGCGCUAUAGCUCUGACCUUUCAUGAUAUGUAUUGAAUCCAUGUCUACGUUUACAGAAAAACAGAAAUCAUCCCUGUAUGAUGCAUCAUAUAAUGUAAAAUGCUUCAUACGGGGAUGAUUAUUCUAUUUUGAAAGUUAAAUAUCUUGAAAACUUGAUUGCUGACUUGCAAAACAUUUUGGUACUAUGUCAACAAUUUACUAAUGAAACAAAUACCAAAAUAAAACACGUGGGUAGAGUUUUCCUUUAAGUGUUAACACACAGAUGGUUCUUAACUGUUAACACUCAGAUGGUUCUUAACUGUUAACACUCAGAUGGUUCUUAACUGUUAACACUCAGAUGGUUCUUAACUGUUAACACACAGAUGGUUCUUAACUGUUAACACACAGAUGGUUCUUAACUGUUAACACUCAGAUGGUUCUUAACUGUUAACACACAGAUGGUUCUUAACUGUUAACACUCAGAUGGUUCUUAACUGUUAACACUCAGAUGGUUCUUAACUGUUAACACACAGAUGGUUCUUAACUGUUAACACACAGAUGGUUCUUAACUGUUAACACACAGAUGGUUCUUAACUGUUAACACACAGAUGGUUCUUAACUGUUAACACACUGAUGGUUCUUAACUGUUAAUACACUGAUGCUUCUUAACUGUUAACACACAGAUGGUUCUUAACUGUUAACACACAGAUGGUUCUUAACUGUUAACACUCAGAUGGUUCUUAACAGUUAACACACUGAUGGUUCUUAACUGUUAACACACUGAUGGUUCUUAACUGUUAACACACUGAUGGUUCUUAACUGUUAACACACAGAUGGUUCUUAACUGUUAACACACUGAUGGUUCUUACCUGUUAACACACUGAUGGUUCUUAACUGUUAACACACAGAUGGUUCUUAACUGUUAACACACAGAUGGUUCUUAACUGUUAACACUCAGAUGGUUCUUAACAGUUAACACUCAGAUGUUUCUUAACUGUUAACACACUGAUGGUUCUUAACAGUUAACACACUGAUGGUUCUUAACAGUUAACACACUGAUGGUUCUUAACUGUUAACACUCAGAUGGUUCUUAACAGUUAACACUCAGAUGUUUCUUAACUGUUAACACACUGAUGGUUCUUAACUGUUAACACUCAGAUGGUUCUUAUUAACUGUUAACACACAGAUGGUUCUUAUUAACUGUUAACACUCAGAUGGUUCUUAACAGUUAACACACAGAUGGUUCUUAACUGUUAACACUCAGAUGGUUCUUAACAGUUAACACACUGAUGGUUCUUAACUGUUAACACACAGAUGGUUCUUAACUGUUAACACACAGAUGGUUCUUAACUGUUAACACUCAGAUGGUUCUUAACAGUUAACACACUGAUGGUUCUUAACUGUUAACACACUGAUGGUUCUUAACAGUUAACACACUGAUGGUUCUGAACUGUUAACACACAGAUGGUUCUUAACUGUUAACACACAUAUGGUUCUUAACUGUUAACACUCAGAUGGUUCUUAUUAACUGUUAACACACAGAUGGUUCUUAUUAACUGUUAACACUCAGAUGGUUCUUAACAGUUAACACACAGAUGGUUCUUAACUGUUAACACUCAGAUGGUUCUUAACAGUUAACACACUGAUGGUUCUUAACUGUUAACACACUGAUGGUUCUUACCUGUUAACACACUGAUGGUUCUUAACUGUUAACACUCAGAUGGUUCUUAACUGUUAACACUUUCUGUUUUUGUGGUUAAGCGAGAAAUGCUUCUGUUGUAGGAAAUGUUUCCGUUCCAGAUUGGAUUGCAGUGCCAAGCUUUUUUAAAACAAAAGUUUAAUUUUCUUUGGAAUAUUUCAGACACAUAAUAUACAAAUACACACCUCUUUUCUGCUCCCUUCUAUCCAUGUUUACAUGACAUAAAUAUUUGUAUUGAAUCUGUCUUGAGAAUAUUGCUUUACAAGUAAGGUAGUAUAGAGUUAGUAGCUGUUUUACAUGUGCUUUUCUACCCGUUGCUUUGUGCAGAUGUUGUUCAAUUAAAUAAAAACCCUU